Molecule: messenger RNA, 866 nt
Organism: Malus domestica (apple)
Lineage: Eukaryota; Viridiplantae; Streptophyta; Magnoliopsida; Rosales; Rosaceae
Source: RefSeq, a predicted model, not a curated record
GCAGCUUUAUUUCGGCUCAAGUUUCAUUUUCUUUCGUCUAGGAAAUUUUUAUAGCCUGAAAUUUCAAUGGAACUGAAAUAGGGAGAGGAGGACAACCCAAAUUUCUGAAUGAUCCCACUGCUUCUGGUGUACGAAGAUAUGAAGAUUUGCCAAUUGAUGAACACAGAGGAGAAACAGAUUUACCUUCUUUCGAUUUAACCACCUUGGUAGCAGCCACAGAAAACUUCUCUUAUGCUAACAUGCUUGGCCAUGGCGGCUUCGGCAUGGUAUAUAAGGGAUGUCUAGCUGAUGGACAAGAAAUAGCUGUUAAAAGAUUAUCGAGAAAUUCAGGACAAGGCAUAGACGAAUUCAAGAACGAAGUAAUGCUUAUUGCAAAGCUUCAGCAUAGAAAUCUUGUGAGGCUUUUGGGUUGCUGCAUACAUAAAGAAGAGAUGAUGCUAAUCUAUGAAUACAUGCCAAAUCGUAGCUUCGACUUAUGCAUUUUUGAUAAAAACGGAAAUUCGUCGUUAGAUUGGAGAAAAAGGUUUCAAAUUAUCAUUGGGAUUGCUCGAGGCGUCCUAUAUCUUCAUCAAGAUUCGAGACUAAAAAUAAUCCACAGGGAUUUGAAAGCGGGCAAUGUUUUACUCGAUGGUUCAAUGAACCCAAAAAUAUCAAAUUUUGGCAUAGCAAGAAUGUUCGGGGAUGACCAAAUUGAAGCAAACACGAACAAAGUUGUUGGCACCUAAUAUGGGGCUUGUGGACAAAAGGAAAAGUCUUGGACAUAAUUGAUUCAUCAUUGAACCAGUCGUAUUCGACUCCUGAAGUUAUGAGAUGCAUUCAGAUUGGGCUCUUGUGCGUUCAAGAAUACCCAACAGACCGGCCAACCA